Cannabis sativa is the source of this 1322-nucleotide messenger RNA. RefSeq lists its product as uncharacterized. Gene Ontology annotation, biological process: proteolysis. Gene Ontology annotation, molecular function: cysteine-type peptidase activity. The record is from RefSeq and is a predicted model, not a curated record. The transcript has 2 exons. The coding region runs from base 717 to 1073 and encodes 118 amino acids. Lineage: Eukaryota; Viridiplantae; Streptophyta; Magnoliopsida; Rosales; Cannabaceae.
UUUUGAUCUGUUCUUGUCAUGUUUUUGUUCAUUGUUUAUGACUAGUAUUUUUUUUUAUUAUUUGUUUAUUUCCUUAAUUUUUCGUGUUUAGGGUUUUUUCUUUGUUUUUUUUUUAUGUUGUGGGUUUCAAUCUCAUUUUUUUCCAAAUUAGUUUUGUAAGUUCCAUGUUAUUAGUUUAGUUGUUUAAUUUAAAUUAUGUUCAGCGAAAGAUGUGGUUUCACUCGUUGCUUCAUUGUGAUCAGUUUCUUAGUGAUUCUGUAAGUUUUGUGUUGCUUUUUUGUUGUUUUUAUGUUUUUUGUCAGUAUUAUUUUUGUUUAUUCAUGUUUUCAAUUUUUUCAGCACAUAGAUGUGAUUUUUUAUUAUUUUAGAAAGAAAGUUAAGUAUUCUACUGCAACAAACAUGAAGAUCACAACUACAGAUUGCUAUUUCAAUAGCAGCAUCAGGUCAUUGCAUGAGAAGUAUGUAAGUAUGAAUGAACAAAUGUCUCUUGUUCAUUCCAAGCACCAAAUUUCUCAUUUCAUAAAGGGUAAACGACUUCGAUGUGGUACACGUUGGAGUUAGGCUAACCAUGUGUUGUUAUUGGUGCACAUAAAGAUUGUUAGUCAUUGGGUUAUGGGUAGGGUUGACAUGAAGUCUAGAAUUAUAUAUUUGUAUAAUUCUCUAAGGACACCGAAGUAUCGGUUGCUUCUUUGCUUGCUUUGGAACCUUAUUCUGUCAUGUUGUCAUUGUUUUUCUCUCUGCUGGGUGUUUAUGAUGAGCUUCCUUAUACCUUACCAGCAUCUGUGAAUCCUGUUGCACCUUUCCCUAUUGUCAAUGCUGAAGUACUUCCUGAACAAGUGGAUAAUGAUUGUGGUGCGUUUGUUGCUACUUUUGUUGAGUAUUUCAUUGAGGGAAAGAAUAUUCCAGCUGACUUCGAUGUUGAGGAGUAUCGCCUUAGGCUUUCUGUGUUGCCAUACAAGUUUGGACUUAUGAAACAGAUUGACAAUGUUGAAAGUGAGCUAGAAAGCCCACCUAAAUCUCCAAAGAAGACGAAGGCAAAAGCUAAAGGGAAAGCGAGGGCAAAAGCGAAGUGAUUUGAAUUCAAGAAAAAUACUCUAUGUUUAUCUUUUUUUGUUUAGCCAGGAUAUGAUAUAAUACGUUGAUAUUUUGCUGUAGGCUUCUGUAUGUUUUUGUGUUUUUAUGUUGUUUAGCCAUUAAAGCAGUUGUUGGUGUAUUGCUUAUGGCUAUUUUUAUGUUUUUGUUAUGUGUUGUUAGCCUAAAGUACAGAGCAAUGUUGGUUCAUUACUGAAUCUUUAUAUUCUAUAUAAUGUUGAUAUUAUGUA